UAAAUCUCGCGAGAUUUCAUGCGAGGUAAAAGAAUUUAGAAGUUUUGUUUAUAGUCUCAAAUUUUUUAGGUAGUCAGAUUCGGUUUUCAACAACUUGCAUGACGUCAGCAAAUAACCAACAUUUGAAUGAUAUUCUUCGAAAAGAGGAGGAAUAUAGGCGUCUAAAUGAAGAAUUAGAGGCUAAAACAGCCCAAUUAGUUCAAGAAGCAGAUUUGGUUUUGCGAAGCCCGUCAAGUUCAUUUUCUAAGCCGUCUCUUCUGUCAAAAAUAGACUCAGAUGACUUUUUUGAAUGGAAUGAUGAAGAAGAUUACGAAAUUCGAAAAGCCAGACCAACAACACAGUCACGGAAUCAGCUGAACAAAUCCGUAUCUAAAGCUAAAACUAAACCGGCUAUUGCAAAAAAAGCAGCCAAGCCCCUAAAGUCACAACUAUCUGAAGAAUAUCCAUCAACAGAAAGGAAUAACGAUGCUGAAAUCCGAUUUUUCAAAGCCAAAAUUCGUGUUUUGCAAGAAGAAAUCAAUCGAUCAGGUCAAGAACUGGCGAAAAAGAGAGAUAAAACUUUCGAAUUAACGUCAAAGCAAAAGUCUCUGGAGGAUGAAUUAAAUAAAACUCAAAAGACUGUAAAUUCUCAAGCAGCAACAUUGCAAAAAUUACAUAAAUUGGCUGAUGAAGCAAAAUCAAAAGUUGUAAGAGUUCAAACGGAAGUGGAAACUUUGAAAAAUAAGACACAAAAUCUAAGAAAAGUUGAGAAGAAGAUCAACAAUAAUCAAGGAAGUUUAGACGUUCAACUACAAAAAGCUCUAGACGACGCUAAGAAAUAUAGAGACGAAUUACACGUCGUGAAAUCAAAUGAGAGGGAGGGAUCCGUCCAUGAUAAAAGGCAGUUAAAAGGUCUUUUAUCCGAAAACCAAAGUUUAGAGAAAUCCAAAAAGGAAAUGAUUUCAAUAUUUAAUAAAAAUAUGAAAUUAAUUGAACUGUUAAGAAAACAAAAAAGUCUUCUUGAAACUGUUAAAACUAUUCCUUUUACAGAAUCAGAAUUUGCACGAAUAAUUGGUUGGUGA
Molecule: messenger RNA, 1061 nt
Organism: Dimorphilus gyrociliatus
Lineage: Eukaryota; Metazoa; Annelida; Polychaeta; Dinophilidae
Source: the annotation of a GenBank genome assembly